Molecule: messenger RNA, 18464 nt
Organism: Bombus huntii
Lineage: Eukaryota; Metazoa; Arthropoda; Insecta; Hymenoptera; Apidae
Exons: 6
Coding region: 6376-8871 (831 amino acids)
Biological process (GO): positive regulation of protein phosphorylation; regulation of cell migration; positive regulation of cell population proliferation
Cellular component (GO): cytoplasm
Molecular function (GO): growth factor activity; fibroblast growth factor receptor binding
Source: RefSeq, a predicted model, not a curated record
CGUAAAAUAACUGAAAUCUCAGAAUAAAAAGUAUUUAUUUUGGGCAUACAAAUCUUAUGGAAACAAUUAUAUACACUUGUGAUAAAAGUAGUAGAGUACAGCUGUGGAAGGCGGGAUUAAGAUUUUCCAAAAUUUCAUAAAAUUUUAUUCCUGGAAUAAGAGAUAUGGUACAAAUGCACGAAAUCAAAUUACAAAAUCUUGUUCAACUACUAAUACGAACAGAGAACGAACAUUGCAGUACAUACUGCUAUUUCUCUAUAUUCUACUAGCGUUUGUACAAAAAUCUAAGCAAAUUGACGGUUUAACGUGACGUUCAACAGACGAAGUUCCAAUAAUAAAAAUCUUCCGAUAGACCAUUUUGAUGUUCAACGACGCACAUAUACGUACACAUACACAUCACAGGUCACAUCACGAAACUAGUUUAACGUUCGAAAGAACCGUUGAGAUAUAGGUGUUUAAUAUUGCGUCAGAUGUUGAAGAGAUCGUAAACGUGUGAACAGAGCUUUAAUCAAUCAAGAUAAAGCUGAAUAAGAUGUGGCGUUCUUUAAAAAUUUGUACGCUGCUGAACAUUUUAACAAAUACGUUUUGAAGCUUUGCAAUUUCCACUCUGAUCUAUUCCAGUUUAUUAAAAAUUUAUAGGGCUACGAGAUAAGAUUGAAAAAUAAUAUAUCUGACUACAAGUCAAACGGAGUCCCAAUUUCCAAGAAUAUUCCGCGAGUCCGCGCGGAUUUAUCGCGAGACGCGCGAGUGCUGGCCUACACUGCGCUACUAAUUCGAUGUUCAAACGCAUCAUUCAAAAAACGCAUUCGGUAGCGCAUAAGAUAAUGCGGGGAGUGUGAACGGGGCCUAAACGGUGGAGCAAACGCGUCGCGUCGGGCGGGCGGACAGGCGGGCAGACAGGCAGACAGACAGAAGCUGGAGCACCUGUCUGUCCCUCCACUCUUCGGUACGGUAAAGAGGGGCCCGGCACUGGAUACACACCUCGUGCCGUGGUUCAGUACUCAGUACCUCGUGCACGCUCACGCUGAUAAGACCUUAUUCUAAUCACACGUCACCUGGCAUCGAUAUAGUCGUGCGCGGACUUUUUACGCAAUUUCUCACGCUCCAUCUGACGCAAUUGCUUCGGUCCUUCGGUCUUUCGGUCCUUCGAUCAACCACGUAUUCGCGCGCAUUUUGUCCCGACUGGUCUCGUCUUUCUUUCACUCUCUGUCUCUUUUUCUUCCUUCCUCUUUACCUCGUCCGUUUCGCGUGUAUGAAACUGACGCAGCUGGUGGCACCUCGAUGCAGCGGAUCGCGCGGCCCGAUCCAGGAAUUUUCCCGGAUCUUUGGAUCGGUCGAUCGAACACGUCAGCUCGCCCCUAACUCUCUCUUUGCUGCAUCGAACGCAUACGUAAUUACCUUGGCUCGCGCGAUUAUAUCCGCGCGAUCCCUCGAUAGUCACGUACGAUUUGUUCGUAUCACGCUGGAUACGUGCUCACUGCUCAGCCACGGGAUGUACCGCAGUAACUCAGCCACAUCCCGUGUUCCGAUGUACGAUUCGAUGCCGGCAAAGAUACCGCAAAAGAAUCGUGAUUCGUCGAUUUCCGUACCGAUUUGCUUCUCGUGUUGGCAGCUUGGAACCGCGGCAACUGGCUUCCGCGGCGAUGGAUCGGCAAUCGAUUCCGUUCCUUGUAUCGUUUAGUCCGCUUCCGACGUUCGACUACUAACGUUGCUGGCGCUCGGUCGCGCGCGUAUGCUACCAAUCGGCCACGUGUUUUCUCCUACUCGUGCCACAAACAACGUUCGAUCGUGGAUAAAACGUACAGUGUGUUUCUAACGAUUCGCUUCUUGCCAUUGCGUGUAAAUGUGACACUGUUAGACGUCACUGAGGAAGGCUGUUGCACUGGAUCUGCCGAAGGUCGAAUAUCGACACCGGACGCGGACAGCAGAAAUUAGGUGAACCGCUCGAGACAGACUUUUUGUUUUUCUCGCCGUGCUCGCGUAGAGAUCGUGUAAGUUGACGUGUACAGAGAAAAAGAACUUGGUCCGCAGUCCGCAACAAGAAUUCCGAUGUUACGUAACGGAGAAAUAGAAUGAACGAGCGCUCAACGGGUGACGCUCUUUUUGUGAACUCGAUAAAUACCACGUGUCGGAUCGUUGACAUUGAGGAACAGAUUUUGUGUGAAGUUUAUGAUUAAGUUCGACCAGAGAGUACGAGUUCCUCGAAUAGGAAAGGCCGGAGAAUCGUUUAGUGAAAGCGAGAGCGGCGCUAAGUGUUUGUGAAAUCGUGAAACUGCGACACCACGUGUGUGACAUCUAUUACUUGACUUGUGAUAGGUGGAUCGUAAAAUUUACCGUUUCCAUUCUGCUAUGACUAGAACGACGAGAUUUCUCGACACACUGGUGCGGUUUUCAUAGAAAAUCUUGUGAUAUUGGCCGAUAUAGGGAGGGCAUUACGCUUCCUUUUCAAUGCAAUUUGUUGGAUUAAUGGCAAGUUGUACGUUCUAUAGAAAAUUGACAUCGGCAGGGAAUGUUAACACGGUGUAAGAAGAAGAGGAAGAAGAAGCAGGCAUCCAGGAAAAUUUAUUUCAAUGCGGAACACACGAACCAGUACUGCUUGUACGCACGGCUGACCUCGAUAGGGCUUUCGCUCGUGUCUAAGGAAGAAUGAAAAGGAAACGAAGGAGCCGAAGAAAACGAGAACUGGUGCGUGCCGUAGCUGAUCCUGCAGCAGUCGCGCGUUUGCGAAGCGCGGCGUGAAAAAAACCGAGAAAGAAAGAGGAGACCGAGUUUCCGUUAGCAAGACGAGGAGGGAAACUAAGAUCGGAUCGAAGGGAAAGAGACGGGACAAGGGUGGAAGAGACGUCGGAAGAAAGCGCGGUGGAAAGCAGAAGAAGGCAAAGGAAGACCGUGUAAAAUAUAAGGUAAGAGAAGCAAAUAGGCCGGAACGGGACGAGAGAGAAACGAUCGGAGCAGGAUCGGGAACCGACGACGAGCGCAGCGACAAGGAAGACGAGGUGGAGGAAUCGUGACACGGGCGCGUGUGCAACAGGCGAUUUCUGAGCGAUUUAUCUUGCCAGGUUUGCAGGUGUUCGCGUGCGUCCUUCGUGGCCUUGUUAACGGGCUUCCUCUUUCUCUAGCCCGCCCCGGAUAGGCUUUUAUCGUUCCUCUACCGGCGACCUUCCAAAGACACACCGUGCCGUGAAAUAAUAGCACGGUUCAAAAUAGACGGAAAUCAGAGGUCAGAUUCGAGAAGCGGGAAAGGAAGAGGAAUAGAGAGCGAAAGAGCGAUGUUGCUAAUCGCAAGAGGCGAGUGACGUCUCCGUGGAAUUCCAGGGAAUCGGAGGAAAGCGCGGUGACGUACGAACUGGUGCGAAAGAGGAAGGAUCGGAGAAAGAACGAGGGAAGAAAGGGUGAGGAAGAGGAGGAGGAGGAGGAGGUGGAGGAGGUGGUGGAGGAAGAAGAAGAGGAGGAGGAGGAGGAAGAAGAAGAAGAAGAAGAAGAAGAAGAAGAAGAGGAAGGAGAAGUUGGGGCAAAAGAGGUAUUACGAAAAAAGGCGAGGACAAGAAAGAAGGAAUACAAGGAGAGACGGAAAGAGACAGGAGAGUAAACGCAGUGAAAGAAGGAAAGGAAGGUGAGGAAGGCGGCGAAAAGAAAGAGCACAGGUAGACAGGUAGAAGGUAAGAGGGAGAUAGGAGCGAAGUAAGCGAAGGAAUAAGAGGCGGUAUAAGGGAAGAGAAGGAGGGGAGUAGCGCGAAAGAAGAGAGGGAGAAGAAGAGGCGCGUGGUGGUCGUGAUGGUGAGGUAGUGGACGAGAGCGAGCGAGCAUCCAGAUCUGUCGCGUGCUGCGUCGCUCUGGGAUGGGACGGAAUCGGGACGACACGGUACGAAGCGGAACGGGACGAAACGGGACGACGGCUACUACUACAACUACGAGGACGGGAUGGGAUGGAUGCUGCGGGCCCGUGUGAGUAGCGAGUCGAGUCGAUCCCCGCGCGCUGGUAUUGGUUUCACUCUCGGCUGCUGCCGGCCCGUGUGCUGGUGUGUCGAUCUCUCUACGAGAGCGAACCGAGGAGCGUGCCCGAACCGAGCCGGAGAAGAGAACCGCGCCACUCGUUCAGUAGUUUCUCGGACGCCGCACCGCCACCAUCCGACCUGCCAGAUAACCCCGUCGACUUUACCGGACUACCCCCGACCUCCUAAUAAUAACGACACGAACCACGACAUCGCGCGACAAACGUUCGAUCGUUCGGUUUGACGAAUCGCCGACCAUCCGAAUCAAACAGAGCGACGAUUCAUCCGUUUUCAACCGUCACCAAAUUUUCCAAUCAACUUUGGUGUUUACCGUGAUCGUCGUCGUCGUCGUCGUCGUCGUCGUCGUCGUCGUCGUCAUCGUCGUCGUCGUUGUCGUGGUCGUUCGCCGCAUCUCGCCUCUCCCGAUGUGAGUCGUGAAUCGUAAGACAGAAAAAUCGGCGAGUAGCGCACGCGGUGGUGGAAAAUCGUGGUGGAUCCUUGGAACGACGAUCGGUCACGAGGGAUUCGAAAGUUAUCGCGACUCAUGGUCGCGCGGCAACUCUCCACUGGCGGAUCCACUUUGGCUUUUUCGUUUUCGUCGCUUUAAGUUCGCGUAAAGUAACCGGUGUGGCGUGGUCCAGUGUCACACGCACGGAGGUCGUUAGCUGUUUUCCUUUAACCCUCGCGUCGCUUUUUGCGCACAUCGCGUUCCGUUCGAUUGUUUGUCAGUAAACCGGGAAGUAGAAGAAUCGCGGUGUGAUAGCGGGUCUUGCCAGGUGUUUGCUCGCGGUGCGUGCGACGAACGUGCGUGCUCGUGGCGAACAACGCGACACGUAUCGGUCGUGCUGUUACUCGUGUGUAGUGUGCACGAGCCAACUUUCGCGAACGUAAUUAUACGUUGCACCGAUUCUUCGGAGUGGUGAGAAGCAGAAGAAGAAGCAGCAGAAGAAGAAGAAGAAGAAGAAGGAGGAGGAGUAGGAGGAGGAGGAGGAAGAGAAGGAGUAGAAGAAGAGGAAAGGGAAGAAGAAAGGGGAGAAGAAAAAAAAGUAGUAUCUAGUAGCGAUGACGUUACCGGUGAUAUCUCAUUCCUGACCGAAAGAAGAGUAUUUCGCGAGAAAGAAGUACGCGCGUGAUUACGACCCUUGGCGACUCCGGAAGGAUACGCUCUCCCACGGCAGCCAGGGGGAGGGAGAGCCGUCGAGCGAAAGAGAAACGGUGAUAUAGAGGAAGACAGAGAAAGAGGGGGAGGAGGAGGAGGAGGAGGAGGAGGAGGAGGUGGUGGUGGAGCUGUGGUAGAGAGGGAGGAAGAAAGAGAGAGAGAAACCCGUUAAGGCGGUACGAGUAACGUGUCGGUGGAAGUUCUUGCGAUUGAUAGAGGGACUAAGAGAGAGGGAUAGAGCCAAGUCGACGAAGGUAAUCGGUAGCAUCAACCUGCGUGCCUCGACAAAACCGAUUAAAGACGAGCGAGCAACGAUCCUUUCGCCUGCUUUGUCGCUAAUUCAGCGUCGUCGUUCGCCUUUUCGUUCGGUUACCGGCUGCACGACCGAUCUUCAGCCAGGAUCAUUCGCAGUGUAACGAGUACCCUCGGCGAUAUCGGGCACAGGAAGCCUCGACGAUCUAGUCGGUCGUUUGCAUUCAGGAUCCAUCGCACGUCGCCUCGAUGCUACCUCGUAAACCAAUUCCGUGGUUCCCUAUCUUCGCGAACAAGCCGUUCUGACUGGCGCGCGUCGUCGAUCUUCUGGUUCGCGUUGACGAGCGACACGGAUCGUCCGUCGACGAGAUCGAGUCCUCGUCGAUCGGCUCGUGGAGGAUCGGUGUUGGCCGCGGUAGAAUCGCAGCCACGGGGGUCCGCAAUAAUGCGAGAGUAUCGGAAACGCGGUAAAUGGACGAUAACGGCGGGCCAGUUGCUGCUACAUCUUCAGUGUUCCGAGAGAAUCUUGUUCCAGCGGUGGUUGUGUCCGAGGCAAAAGUAAACCAACGAGGAUGAGGUGGACUUGCAUCGUGGAGCUGAAUUUUCUACGCUCGUGUGACUCCCUCUACGACCCGUCGAAUUGCGUGCCGUGUUUUUAAUUUGAUCCAUCGAACGACGAUAACGACCACUACGACCAUAACGAACGAGCAGAAAUUUCAAGACGCAAACGAAUCUAGGAAAAGCAAACGAAUUAUCGAAAGAAAGAAAAUAGCAAGAAGGGGAGGAAGAAGGAGGAAAAGAAGAAGAAGAAGAAGAAGAAGAAGAAGAAGAAAAAGAAGAGAGGCGAGAGAGAAGAAGGAAAAGAGAAGAAAAAAAGGAAAGGAAAGUGAAAGAGAUAUUAAGAUAAAAGCGUGAAGAAAGUGGCGUGUAGAUAAGAAGGAGGGCUCGGAAAGGAGUGUGGAUGAGACCGUCAUGCCCGCUGAGAUCGACACGGGCGGGCCAAGGGUGCUGCACUGUGAUUACCGUGCCGACUGCCCGAUACCAAUCGUAGCGUCAGUUUCCACCGAGUCUUCCUUGUGCGGCGAGAAUAGAGUUGUCGGAACGUUGACGAUCGUACGACGACUUCCGCGGAUCGACGAAAACCAAUCGCUCGAUAGCAAAGCCCUCGAGUCUCGUCGUUGCUUUGGUUUCUCCUUUCGUCGAACCGGCGACGCGUCGUCGUCCAGCCGUUCCGGAUUCCGAGGUUUUCGACGAGCGGAGCCGCGUGAUAUCGCGUUCCACGAUGUUUCCGAUCGUCAUCGGCAGCCGUCGAACGACGCGCUGUCGUGUACGAUUCGACGCGAGAACGUGCAUUAUCGUGAAGAUAGUUUCUAUCCGGUGCAACCGGAAUCGCGACUCGGCGAUGCGAUCGUCGUGGACCGGUCGUCGAUCGACCAAGAGGCGAUAACGGAGACACGAUCGGGACAACGCGAGUAUUCGGUAGAACGCGAAACGAACCGGAGACUCGAUUCGACGAGGCUUCCGCUGCCUUCGAGCAAACGCGAAAACGAUACGGGUCAUAGUCGACAUCGGCAUCGGCAUCGGCACCGAAAUCGCGAACGAGAAGGCGAAGAAGAAGCCAGCCGCUGCUCGAAACGUUGCGGCCUGUCAACCGCGACUCGCAAUUGGCCGCGGUAUCGCCUCGCGAGCCAUGUCCCAAUAGGGAAGUCAGCAGCGCGGUUCUCUAGUCAGUCGAACGACCCUUCGAGAUCGGGCGAUCGCACGAGAUACGAGAAGUUCGUAUCGGUGCCGAGCGCGCUCCCGUCCGUGGCCGAUGAAACGUGGAAGGAAGUGGUGGACGACGCGACGAAUUCCUGGAGUAGCGAGUCGCGCGUCACCAAGGUCGUGGCGAGUACCGAUGGCCAGUGCCGGCAGACCGACUUUCCUUCGUUCGAUCCCCAGGAGUCCUUGACGAGAAGUGACCGUGGAACGAGGAAGAAGAAACGCGUGUGCUCUAACAACCGUUCGACGUACAUUCAGUUAGCGUUACUGUUGUUCCUCGUCGCGUUCGGACAGUGCGGACUUCGUAAAUCAAGUGUGGUUAACUACAGUGCGAAACCGAGUACAACCGGGUUGAGUGUGUUGACGAUUGGUACAGUUAUCAGUGCAGUGAGUGCCGCCCCGGUUGAUUUAAUGGGUGACGCCGGCGUGAGGGCAGAACGAUCGGCCAAUUUGUCGCACAUCACUGGCGCUUCCAGGAAAAUCCAGAUGUACAUCAAGAAUCGGCAUUUGCAGAUCCUGCCAGAUGGCACGGUAAACGGUUCCAACGACGAUACUUCGGAUUACACAAUAUUUCAACGAACGUCUGUAUCCAGGGGUCAACUGAGGAUCCAAGGUGUUGCGACCUGUCUGUACCUGUGCAUGGAUUCCUGUGGUCUUCUGUACGGCUCGCGCGAGUACACGGACGACUGCGUGUUCAACGAGACACUGGAACAGCACAAUUACAACACCUACAGCUCGGCGAAAUGGUCGACAGCAAAGAAAACCUUGUACCUCGGAUUGAACCGUCGUGGCCAGCCGAGGAGGGUACAGGCCAAGGGUCACAAUUUGGGUAGACUGUCCGCCUACGCGCGGGUAUUAACUCAGGUCGCUCCUUCGGAGCGAGUGGAGGCUCUUCAAAGACGGCUGUUGGGAGCUCAACACAACGUUCGUCAUCGGCAUAACAGUCAUCGCGGCGAUUUGAUUCAGCAAUCGCUCUGUCCCACUCUUCCGGUACAGGAAAAGGAUGGCAGAGAUAAAUUCAGGUGUCGCAAGCGAAAAAAGAGAAAGAAGAGGAAGCGAAGGUGCAGGCCAGGCGAGGUGCCGGGUCCACAGUGCCAAAUGGUGGAGGUGAGCGGGAAGGGUGUGGUAGUUUCGGGCAGAAACGAGAGCCUAGCUUCGAACGGGACUUCGUUAGAGUCGAAGAGGUCCUGCGAGGGUGCUGCGAGCGAGGAAGCCUGCCGAAGAGAGGCACUUUCGGUUCCAUCUAAGAAACGGAAGCUACGGGUCGACCAGACGAGAGGAGGAAUAUCGUCGGCUGGCGGCAGGAACAUCACUACGGGCAGAAAGGUGGACGCGAGCAGGAACGUCACCGUGAGCAAAGCGGUCGCUGGAAGUAGGAACGUCACCGCGAGCAACAACGGUGAGAGAAAAGCACCAGCGUCAAACUCAAAAAAAGUAAAAGCUGCUGGCAGCAUGAGUCAAAGUAAAAAGCCCAAUUUGACAGAUGGGAAGAGAAAGAGGAAGAAGGGGCCAGCAGCGGCAACGGCAGCGGCGGCGGCGGCGACGGCGGCGGCGGGGAGGAGGAACUCUACGGUACCUCUGGUCCGGAAGAGAUUCAAGCCUGGCAAAGUGGACACCACGUCUGCGGUGCCCACGACAACUCUCGCAUCGACCUCCGUAACGUCCUCCUCCUCCUGGUCGUCUCCUGGUACGUCAAUCGCCCCUUGAGGGGAGGAAGUCUCGUCUAGGCGCAGGACCAAGCCGUCUUCCUCGUCGAGGAACGUGUCCGUUGGUUCGAAUGCGUCGCAGCUCGAAACAAUCGGCGGUGACCGUGAACGUUCCUGAGAUCGUUUUCGAUCGAUAUUCUCCGAAAUUCGAGCCCGUCUUACCGUGCAACUGUCCCAGACCAUGGAUACCUCGAGAUCGUUGUCCAAAUUCUUACGCUAUGGCCACGACGGACGAGCGUUCCGACCGACUGCCGUUUCCAACGAAUACGUUGGAGCAAUCGAUAUCGCUAGAUAAUCGAGAAGAGGCUGUUCUACGCGUGAACAUAAAUGUUGAAAAUGUAUAAUAAAGCUUCGAAGUAUCGAUUUUCAGCAAAUACGCGGGUUAAAUUUUCAGACUCUAUCUUUUCUUCAAAACGUGGAACGUUUCUUGCGAGCAUAUACGUUUCGAUCAUCGGAUAUUCUAUUUCUCAGAAUGACAAUUCGAACGGAACACGAAUCCAUCGUAACGAUAUCCUUGCCCGUCGACGACGAACACUCGUCUUCGACGACGUUUUCGAACGACUAUUACGCGACUAUUACGAUCGAUAUAUCGAACGUUCGCCAUCUCGAUCGAAGCAACGAUCGAAAUGACAAUCGGCGGCACGUUAGACCGUGCGAGAAGAAUAAGCCGGUGGAAGGAGUCGACGAUGCAUACGACAGCGAAAGGUUCGACACGCCGGAAACUGUAUCUAUAGUUAUACGGUCAAGCUCCGGGGAUCCCACUCGAGAGACUGGCCAUGCGAGGCGGUACACGCGAUCGCCUUGGGCCAGAUUCGACCGCGUUUCGCGGCAAUCAAUGUAAACUUACGUGUACAUAGUAAUCAUGCUACGUUUACGAUUAACAACAUACUCCACAUUUAUGUAUGACGAUUGCGUGCGCAUGAAAUGUUCCCCGCGGAAAACUGUCGGUGUUUCGACCCCGCGAGUGGCUUCCAAUCGAAAGAAAUUCGAGGAUGAAAGGAUGUUCCACUUUUUUUUUUUUUUUUUUUUUCAGAAUAAGUAACAUACUCUGUGGAUGAAUGCUUCGAUCUCUUACGCUUCCAAGUAUCUCUUCUCCGUACGGUAAUCCGACUAAAAGAGUAAUUUUCAAAUUUCUUAACAUUACGCGACGAUUAAAUACUCCGAUGAUAUGUAAAAGAGAGCUUGCGGAAGUGACGAGUUUCGCUUUUCAUUAAUUCCUUUAUUUCGUUACAUACCUAACUACGAUACGUCGUUCGUCGCAACAAGACAAUACGAAUCGAACGAUGGUAAAUUUAGCAAAGACGAUGUAUCAUCCCUUCUCUGUAUUCUUCGAUUUACGGAGUUUAUCGAUGUGUUUCGAGCGGCUCAUGUAUAGAAUCUAUAAAAAUCAACGCUAAGCUUCGUUAACUCGGAUCAGAAGAAAAAUAAAAUCUCAACCUUACACAGUUAACGUGAAAUUCCAUUGGAGAAACACGCCUUGAACGCGAAAGAACCUUCGAAAGACACGUGCCUGUCGAGACAACGUCCCAUUAAGCCGUAUCCCAAUUCGCUUCGAUUCCGAGCUGCUUUCUGCUGAGAAAAAGGCACGCGGUGUCGGAUAAAAGGAAAUUGAAAAGUAGAACGUUCUGUCUGGUGGAUGAUAUGGGAAGAAACAGGCGCGUGUUGGCCGAGAGAGAGACGUAAUUAUCGUACGAGAAGGGAUGUGGUCAUGCGGUGGCAUAAAAUAGCGGCGAGGCUAACGUGUAACGAGCACUAAACUCGAGCUUUAAUCCUCGAAGCACGAUUCUCAGCUGAUCUCGCGAGCAACGGUGCGGCCGCGUUCCGCGAUCCUUCGCGAGUGUAGUCAAUGAUCUAAUUAGGCUGAACGGGCAGCCAUGUACGUGGUUAUUUUCUUAAUGGCGACUCCACGGUCGAUUUCUCUGCUCCUCGUAAUUCCAUGUAAACGUUUUCUACGAUCGGUCGCAUGGAAAUCAAUGAAUUUGUUAAUUCGCCUCGACCAAACCUUGUCUCUGCCGAUACAACUUCCGCUUUCUCUCUAAUAAGCAAAGUCACCGACGAAACACGCCGACUAAUAUGUUUACGCAUUAAUUACAAUAAUGUUAGAUAUUAAUUACGAUAAUCUCUGAAAUGCACGCUCGUUACAGCGACACGCCUCGUACAUGCCGCUUCAUCGGGACUUCACCCCCUGUCUCUCUCUCUCUCUCUCCCUCUCUCUCUCUCUCUCUCUCUCUCCCUCGUCAGAUGUUUUCGUAAUUUUUGCAAUUUUCGCCAUCUUCCAGCGUAUAUUCCAUCGAAUCUCCUCUUGGAUUAUAAGUAAAUCAGCCUACUCGCGUCGAGCCAUGUUAAUAUGCACGCAUCGACUUCUAGGCUUCGUAAAACCGCGUUAAAAUAGGCUUUUGCUUAUCAACCGAAACGAUAUAUUGAUUUUCGAUCGAUGCAUGCUUCGAAUACCGAUGCAUCGAUACCGAUCUACCGCUUGACGAACCAACGCCGAGGUUUCUAACGUGCAUAUCCACGCAGGUAAGAGGCAAGAGAAACCUGAUAUCCCAGGCGCCGCUCUUCUACAGUCCCGCGUAAUACUUUGCCCUGAUUCCAGUACUUUUCUUCGUCUCCUCUUAUCCACGUAAUUCGUUAUAAAAAUCGUACGUUAAAAUUUAGUAAUUGACGGAUAAUGAUAUUUUGGCCCGAGUAACGUGCAGAUAAAUUUCACAGAUCAUGGAGCGCAUAACAGCAGCAAGUUCGAUGAUACAUGAAACGAAUUCGACGAAUUAAUGGUAGCUUAGCGUGCGAGAUAACGGCCAAAAGGAUUAAAAGUACUUUAUAAAUGUAGGAAUGUUAUAUUGUAAGCUUAUAGAAAACAGUAUGAUAAAUACAAUAUCGCAAUAAUACCGCGUUUCGCGUGUUCGUUUCUCGCUAAUUCUACGACGCAACAGCACAACGAAUUUUUCCCUUAACAUACCUUGGUAACGCUCGCAACACUCCUUGACAACAUUAACAUAUCUUGACAACGCUAAUAAACAAUUAUCCCUCACGCCACGUCCUUCCCUGACGUCGCCUGACUAUCCCACAUAAAUGCCUGUGUUACCUUUCUUUCGACGAAAUUUUCCCCGGAAACAUCACCUUUGUUCGGUCAAACUGUACGUAUACCGUAACCUACAUCGGGAAUGCCAGAAGUCGAUACGCGCGUCGUAAGAUGCCUCGCGAGGUAUGUUAAGCCGUUUAAGAGUUUCUCUCUCGUCUCGACUCAUCAACCUGGGAAGUUGCAAGGCACAGUGAAAAGGAAAGACACCUUGAACAUUAUCAACGUCGUCGCGAUUAGCUGCGACAAAAUAAUGACUCGCAAUAAAAGAUGUAACGAUGGUAGUAUUAGGCGAGGAAUACGGGAGAGAAAUCGAUACGCGUGAGAGAUGCAGCAUAGAUGAAACUAGUCGGACGAUCAAUCGAGAGACCGCUGAGAGGAGACUCGAAGAUAAUACAAUCGAGGAAAUUAAGGAGAUGAUAAUUAAGUCAGAAUUGCGUGCGAUCCUCGCAAUAGUUUCGAUUUCGCGGUGCCUUCCUACGCAAGAUAACAUCGACAGACACGUUUUUUCCCUUUCGCGUCGUUUCGAAAGAGAUUCGCGUGUCGCGUUCCUUUUUUUCUCUUUCCUGGAGCGAACGCGUUUGUAAAAAUCGACGCUUUCACGGCGAGACGUGAAAAUGUUCGAUGUUUGUCGCCUCGCUGUAAUCGCGCGUUAAAUCGCUCGUUUGCUGCAACAGCCACGUAACUCAAAAAUCGCGACUCAAAGGGAAUUUAAAGGGUUUGAACGCUUUCAGUCGUUGUAAUUUCGCGAGUCGCGUGAAAUCGACAUAAUAAGAGAGGUGGCGAACUUGUACGAAAAUAUCGUAAUAGUCUCAUUUGGUUAGAUAAAUUCGCAUUUACCUUUAAAAUUAUCUCCACUUACUCCGCGAUGAAGAUGUAUUUAAUAUUGCGUCGUUAUCGCGAAAAAAUACUCUCAACAAGAAGCUAUGUGAUUGCAAUAAUGUCGUAGUAAUACAAGAAUACUCUUUACUUCAACGAGCUUCGAACGAUUAAAAUAGGAGCAAAUGUGAAAACACAACAGCGAUACAAGUAUUCUCGCGUGGUAAAUUUUAGCAGCUCCGCUUACAGGAUUCGAUCCGUAAAAGAUCGAAUUUCUUUUUUCUAUUAACUUAAAAACUGCAAAUUUUUAAGUACGUCGUUGUUACAGCAAAUCGGGGAAAUGUAUUUGAUCGGUGAAAAAAUGAUGUCGGUUUAGCGCAUGCAAGUAUAAAUUAAUUUACGCGUUUCUGUCUUGCGUAAUUACACCCGAUUGUACUCGUCGUUUUGUACGAUUAUUCCACCACUUGGGAAACUUCUCUAUGGCAUCUUUGUAGAAAAAAAAGCCGAGUUCGAUGCAGAAAAUACGAGCUGAAUUUUUUAUUUUUCUUCUAUCCAAAAAAUUUCACAAUGAUCGAAACGGGUGAUAGAGUUCGGACAGUGCUGCGUCUAGAGUUUAAAAAAUGGGGAGGCUAAGAAAGAAUCGCAAAUAGUUGCAUUUACGCGUCUCCGGAUUCGUAUUUACUGCGUGACUAACCGUUCAGUUAAACGAGCAACGUUUCCUGAACGCUGAACAUCGUCGCUCGAAACUAUUUCUCUUAGCGCGACGAAAAACCGACUUUAGAUUGCCAGCAACCCAGCGAAAAGAUAAAUGAGAAUUAUUGGAGGGAAGCGUAUUUCGAUCGCGAACGAUGGAUGUGUUCGAACAAGGCAAUAAUAAUAGUAAACGAAUGUCUAUGUAAUUCCAGGAGGAAGAGCGGUUUUCGAACCAAGUUCUGUGAGGUUUUUAAAGAAGGGCACGAAUAAUUUUGUACGACUCGUGUAAAGAGAUUUAAAGUAUUAAAUGACCGAAAAAGAGAAGUAUUAAAACAUUUAUAGAGAUAUUUACUUGUAAAGUUAACGUUAAGGUAAACCGACCGUUUGUUAUUCUAACAAUGGGCAACAGCCAACUGCCAAAAAUGUCUAAUUCUACGAUAAGAUCGAUCGAUAGACUUAACGAGAAUAGUAAUUAAAAUUGAGCAUCGUGAACGAAACUCGCGUGUCUUCCUAAGUACCGUAAAAGUAAUCGACAAAUUUGAAACUAACGGAGAACGUUUAGCUUUGUAUUGUUCCGAUUAUAAAGAGAAUCUUGUUAAAUAUAAUCGAGUGAAAAUAUAGAAUAUUAUAUCGUGUCUGAGGUACUAGGAUCGAUUACAAUAUUGUGUUCAUUUUUUUUUUUUUCGUUUAUUUUGUAAUUUAAUCCUUGCAAGGAGUACGAUCCGAAGGAUCGUUUUGUAAAUUAUUUAUUGUUCGUUCUAAUCAGAACCGAUAUUGCUGAAAAUUAGCAAUAAUCCUAAAUAUUCGUAGGUACGAACCUCGCAAUUAUACGUGUAGAUCAAGCUUCGCGCUGAAGAAAAUGGCAAUAACAGAAAGAUACUUUCGUUUCGCUUUUUUAUACCAACACUGUGAAUGAACUGCCUUUUAAAUUUAAUGAUAAAAGUAGAGUAAAGAAAAAAAAAAUAGAAAGAAGAAGAACUGGCACGCGCAACUAGAUAUUUUACGAUUCUAAAAAUGUUCGUUGCCUAGAGCUAAUCGUUCUAGCAGAGUUACAAUAUUUUCUACCGUCAAAGAGAGAUAGGGAACCGAUUUAUGAAAGUAUGGAACAGUGAUUGAAACUUAGCAAUAGUCGAUAAGAAAGAAAAAAAAAAAAGGAUAACCAGAAAGAGAUUCUAUCGCCCCUAACGUCUCCUCGAAUCUCGAUUAAACGAGUUUGCGAUAUAUUUACAUAUCGAUAAGGAAAGAGUCCGCCAGAAAUAUCUUGACCUCGCUACGAAUCUUGUAGGAACCACCUAUUAAUCUAGUAGUAUAUUUAUUAAAGACUUAUUUAUUGUAAACAGUUGACUCCGUGUACAUAGGUCUACGAUCAUUACUCAUCAAUCAUGCGCAUCGAUCAUGUGUUCUUCGUAUGUUGUGUCUAGUGUCUAUCCCUCGGGCAUACGAAUUCGUCAAAAAUAAUCGACAAAUCUUUCACCUUCUCCGCCGCCUACUCGUUUUCCGGAAAAUAGUUUUGCGUUCGUAUCGUAGAAAAUCGUUGACAAUGAUGUGGUGAAAACAUUGAGCGUAUAUAAUAGUAUGAUUAUAAUGUAUCUGCUUGAAAAUGUCUGGAACUUCGAAUCGAUAAAUUCGAAAGGUGCUCUUUACCUCGUUAAAUUGUCGAUUGACGCGGCAUAAUGUUUGUAAUAUUUACAAUUGGCAAGAUGUUCUAUAUACGGCAACUACGAUUACAAUAAUAAACGAAAUAUAUACGUAUAUUUCUUGGAAUAUGCGAGUGUACUUACAUCGAUACUACGUUAGUUUGUUAUAAAACUGUAGACUAGAGAAAAUCAAUGUAAUACAUUGUCAGGACGCAAUAAAUGCAAUUUAUGUUUCUAAGAAUACGACCUCUCUGAAUUUUUUUCAAAAUUGAACGACAAAGACAGCACGUGAAUUCUAUGAUAUCGGGGACACGUAACUAAUAUACGUUACACGCUUGAGAUACAACGUUUGACAAAGAUAAGCAAUAAAUAAGACAAAUUUGCGAAUGAUAAUAAAAAUAAGAAAAAUUUAUAGCGUAUAAAGGAGAUGAUAUUCUCUGCUGAAGCAGUUUUUCAUUUAUUUCGUUACACGUGAAAUAGGAAGGAAAGGAUUACACGGAAGAACUUUUGUACUAUAACCGAGCACGAAGUUGCGACGAUCUAGAAAAUGAAAUUUUCUUCUUGAUCCGGGUGCUGGAAGCUUAUCAACUAGGAAGCAGUUUUCCCAAGCGUAGUACCACAGUUACGCAAGCUGCCCGAUAAUAGUCGCUUCCGGCGGAACUGAAAUUGGAUCGCUUCGCUCUUAACGAACAAAGUCAGUUUAAUUUCCAUUUCCAGAUGAUAACGCACACAGUCCUCUUAUAUUUCGGUUUCCUUAAAUUACGGAAACGAAGCGGAGCAAAUACCUUCAUGCUCGGCUUUGGAACGUUCCAAUUAAUUCGAACGGGCGAAUUUAUCUUGACGAAAUAAACUCCAGCUACUCGUAAUUAGCCUACAUUCUCUCAAAUAGCAAUUCUUUUAUCCUGUAAUUUAGUUCUCUAACUUUGUCCGAUCCAAUUUAAUUUUGUCUUGAUAUCGCUCCCUCCUAAAUCUUCUUUUACUUAAAGGACCGUAUAUAAAAUAGCAGGCUUCCUUUUUAGAUUGGUCUCUCCAAAAUGAAAUUUAACGUGAGAAGAAACGAAAAGAAAUUUUCGAGAGGAAACAGAGAUAAGCGUUUUGUUUGGCAAGCGGAAGGAAAAUUUUACGCGAGCAAUUUGAAAUAUCAUUUAAACGUACUUUUAACAAAAUAACAUAAACGAUAGCGAUUAUACUCGCGUGAUAAGCGACAAUAGUUGAGGAUUAACGCAGAAAAUUUGAUUACAUAAAACAAAGAGUAUAGAGGUCGAAACGAAAACACAAUGUUGCGUAUCAUUUAAAUGCGUAUAACCUCGUAAUACUCGAUAAAAGUGAAUUUUUUUCUUAUUUUUUUAAUAUCUUUAAUCGUAGCUUAUCGGUUUCAUAUAAAAAAAAAACAAAGUAGAAAUUUAUUUCAUAACAGAGACCUAUCGAAGAACUCGCAAUUUUUCGCUGCAUCGUGUCACGUUAUACACGAACGCAAGAUAAAACCGAGCACUUUCCGUGUAAAGAAAGAAUAGCACAGACAAUUGAUAUUUUUGGCGAAUUCCGAGCCACCGCAAUUGUAACAAAGUAUGCGUGUUUUAUUCUUUUUCUUGACGAACGAGACAACGAGCGGUUCGUCGGGACUAGAGGUAAAAGACAAUCAUUGUAACGAUACAGCAUGCAUGGACUGUAGGAGUUUCUAACGAAAGACAAUAAAUGAAAGCGACAUUUGUAAAGUGCGAUGCGACGAAGAUUCGACGGAAGAACAAGGGAACGUCUCUGAAAGCAAUUUCGUUUCUGUGCGCGUCAUUAAGAAAAUCCGCGUCACGUGCCGUUUCGAUUCAAGCAAUACGAAUGUGCUACACAUUAUACAUUGUAAUCGUCUGGAAAAUCGCAAUAAAGAGAAGCAAAGGGAAAUACAACGAUAUCUGUAUCGAUAUAAUCGUACUCAUGCCAUACGACGAUCGUUUUUUUCGCGCUUAAUACGUUCGUAUACUCCAUUGCGGAAACAGGCAGUAACGGAGGAAACAGCGUAACGCAGAAAUUUAUUUGUGUCAUUUUGAUUGAAUUUAAAAAGGCAGUAAAGCAUCGGUAGAACGUAUAUCGAUCAAUUCCAUGGAUAUUUUCACUCAUUUAUGCAUUCGAUCGCGAUAAAUAAAUUUAUGCAGGUACGUCGGUUAUCUCGUUGACAAGUUGUACGUUAAUCACGCGCACGAGUGAUAAAAUUUGCGAAAAGUAAAGUCGACAGUUUUGAUUCCAACGAUAAGGAACUCGUAUAACAUUCUGCUCUAAAGAAAAGACAGUAGAAUAUUCCAACUGCGACUGAACGCAGUAAAACCAUGUAAAAACCGAUUAACGUCGAUUUGCCACGAGCUGAUUAUUCGAUAGAUACUGCCUUUUUUACACGAUUGAAUUAUUUAUUUUGACCGAAACGACUGACAAUGCGCACGAAAGAAGGGGUCAGAAAAGCGCAGAAAUUUCAUUAUGAACGAAAGGAAGAGGUAUGGUUAUAGGCAAAAGAGAGCAGGGAGAAAAUCAUAGACGCUUAUUUUUUUUGUAAAUUCUUAUUUUAAGUAUCGUUUUCUGGUCGUGUAAGAUGAUCGUGGACGCUUUAAAAUUUAACGAUAAAAAGAUUAAAAUAAGUAGUUCUUUGUAUGACACGCAGUUCUAUCGAAUUAUAUAAAAACUGCGCGAUCGUUAAUCGUUACUCGUACAGCGAUGAAUUACAGUCGGUAUUCGAGAUUUUACGAUCGUUGGAAGAAUAUUGAUUUUGCCAAAAAUUGCGCGAUGAAUAAAAAUAAGUAUGAAAGAACGGGAAGAGAUAAGGAACACGAAGAGGAUCGAUUUAGGAACGGGUCGACAAUGAAACUGGUCUACCACUGCCGUUUUUACGCUCUUAUCUAAUUCUUAUAGCCUGAAAUUGCUAAGAUUAUAGAAAGGAAAAAAAGGAGAGAAGGCAAAAGAGGAUGAGCGAACGAUUGCUAAAAAGAUCGACAAGAAAGAUAGAAUAAAAGAAUUAACCCUUGCCUCCGGGGUAAAUGUUAGGGCGCGAUGCGACGUUUCGUUCUACUGUUUGAUUAAACCGCCAUUAUCGACGCUAACAUCGAAGAUCCCUUUCCGCUCUUGUCCAGUUUCCUCGUGUAUGUACAAUUUCUUUCUGUUCCUUCCAAGAACAGUGGAAGAAGCAGCUGCGAAAAGAGAGACGGGAGUAUGGAAAUUACUCGGUAUGCUCGUGCUACCUCUUGUGACGCUGAUUCGAUGGAAUAGUUCGACGAAGAAAAAAUGCGUUUAAGAAAUUUAUCUUCUCUCUUGUUCCUUCCGUGGAGAACCCACCAUAUGAUUCGUCGCCAUAUAAUUUUUACAAGUAAUAAAGAAAAUAUUAUCGAA